Colossoma macropomum (tambaqui) is the source of this 2920-nucleotide messenger RNA. Its product is annotated as ribonuclease inhibitor-like. The annotation marks the transcript as partial. NCBI's taxonomy places the organism in Eukaryota, Metazoa, Chordata, Actinopteri, Characiformes, Serrasalmidae. The transcript has 5 exons. The record is from RefSeq and is a predicted model, not a curated record. Gene Ontology annotation, molecular function: protein binding.
AAUCUAGGAGAUUCAGGAGUGAAGCUGCUCUCUGCUGGACUGGACAAUCCUCUCUGUAAACUGGAGACACUGAAGUUGAGGGAGUGUAAUAUCACAGAUGAAGGCUGUGCUGCCCUGACUUUGGCUCUGAAAUCAAACCCCUCACACCUGAGAGUGCUGGACCUAUCUCUGAAUGAAUUAGGAGAUUCAGGAGUGAAGCUGCUCUCUGCUGUACUGGAGAAUUCUCUCUGUAAACUGGAGACUCUGGGGUUGAGGGAGUGUAAUAUCACAGAUGAAGGCUGUGCUGCUCUGACUUCUGCUCUGAAAUCAAACCCCUCACACUUGAGAGAUCUGAAUCUGUCUUAUAAUAAUCUAGGAGAUUCAGGAGUGAAGCUGCUCUCUGCUGUACUGGAGAAUCCUCUCUGUAAACUGGAGACACUGUGGUUGUGGAAUAGUAAUAUCACAGACGAAGGCUGUGGUGCUCUGGCUUCAGCUCUGAAAUCAAACCCCUCACACCUGAGAGAGCUGGAUCUGUCUGGGAAUUACCAGAUAAAGAGCGGACGUGAGCUGCUGUUUGAUCUUCAGCAUGAUAAACAUUACAGACUACAAUUUCUAAGAUGUCAUGCUGAUGGAGUGUAUUAUUGAUCACCAAAGAGACGACAUCAUGAAGAGAUGAAGUGGUUUCUGAAGGUGUUUGAGGAGCUCCAGCAGCAGAGGGAGACACAGUGUGUGUAAAUACAGUAUGAGUGUGUGGACUAGAUGGACAUGUGUGUUUGUGUACAGAACAUUCAUGAGAAAUUAAAUAGUAAACAAACUUUUAUGAGCCCACAGGCAGUCUAGGGUAAGAUGGGGCCAGUGUUUAACCCACUUAAAGUGAGGGUUUAUUUUCAUUUUAUGUUUGUACUACACUUAAAUAUAUAGGUAUAGUUGUUGCAGUUCUUGAAAUUUCCUGUAGAGGGCGCUUUAAGAUAGUCUGAGCCAGCUGGGAAAACCGGUCCAAACCAGUUUUAGAAAAAAAAAAACAAAACGAACGAUACCACGAAACCACUUGCAUCUUAGCUUCGGAUUUACUACUCUUAGCCAUAUUUUACUUAUUUCACUCUGUAAAGGUGAAAUUAUCCAUCAAGAUCUUUUGCUGUCGAUUAUUUCUCCUUUUAAUGAGCAACUCCGAUUGUUUUUUUUUUUUUUUUUGCAUUGAGUUUGGAUCCUUCAAGCAUGCGUCAGACUGUGAGUGAGACCAGAACGGCGAGCCAGGACAACGUGUUGAAAGCCGUCUGCCUUGCGUGUUGUUCCUUCACGGGCAGGGACAGAACAGGAGAAACAGAUAAGCUUUUCCUUACGAACUGAACUGAGAUUCAUCCCAAAGAAAUGAAAAGAAGCUGAAUAGCAGUCUUGAGCUUCAGAUUUAAAUUCAGAGACAGUGAACCUGAAGAGCUCUUAAGUUUUUUUUUGGGCCCAUUUUUAUUUCUUUUUUUGUCCUUUGUGUAACUGUUUGUUUCCUUGUUUUGUAUAUGGUUACUGAGCUAACAAUAUAUUCAUUGUUGUUAUUUUCUUCCAAGCCUUUGUCGCAUUUCAUUCUUUCCAUCCUCCUUGUUUCGAACCUAGCAAACAUGACCAAAGUGGAUUUCUCCAUACCAGUGAGAGGGUUACAAGUAAUAUAUGCUUCAAAUGUAAAGCGUGAGAAACAAACCAGGAAGGAACAGAACAAACACGUUCUGGCUUUUUACUGUUUAAUGCACACUAUGGUAGAUAUACAACAUGGCCACAAUGAGACCACAAAGAACAUGAUUAUUUACACUAUUAACAAUAUUUACACAAAAGUUGUUAUACCUGCUGGGGGGUUCUAGACCAGAAAGGAAAGGUAUCGUCUAAACGAAACAAAAAACUAUCCUAUCCCUUCAAUUUCUCACCUAACAGCAAAACAAAAAGGGCUACCUGCUCUGUUCUCACCUUUAGCAAAAAAUAAAUACAAAAAAGGCAACUCUUACCUCAUGUGUCUAUACACUGGGUUACUGCAUGCCGUAAACUGUAUGAGUGCACCCGUCUAACCUGUCUAGAACUGAAGAAAGCAUACAUGAGAGAGAGAGAGAGAGAGAGAGAGAGAGAGAGAGAGAGAGAUGCAAAGCAGUGAGGCAGUAAAGCUGGUAUGUCUUGACUACAGAAUGCAAUAAGGUACAAAACUAAUGUGCCUACAACAGAUCACAAAAUUGGAGUGACUGCAAAGCUAACAUGGGUACUAGAGUCAGCAAUGUACAAAAGCUAUCCUGGGUGAAAGAUUACAAAAGCGUAUGCAUCUAAAAAUAACAAAGCACAGUAGCUCACUGCACAGUUAUGGGCAAAAUGAAACUCCGGCCUCCUCGCGCAGCUUUGCUGGGUGGAGUUUCCCUUUGCUCCUCCCUUACCAGAAGAAAUGUUUUUGUUAAUCUGUGUUUGUACCAGUCGAGAUCAAGGCUUCCUUUAUUUAAGUUUUUGUUUUCCUUCUGUUUCCAUGAGAGCACAGUUAGAUGAAGUGAAGCUCAUUUUAAAUCAGAAGCAGACAGACAAGAAGAUUCUAUCUCACAGAUUUUAUACAUUUUAUGUAGAGUUUGUGGGGUUUUUUUCAUUAAGCUUUAUGAUCAGUACAGGAUGUGUACAGUUACAGUUCACUGUGUCACUAAUGUAACUGUCUGCACUUACAAAUAAUUGGUAAUAAUAAGGUUCUGUGUCUUUUAUUGUAACAGUGUUUGAUGUGGUUUUUAGAUGUAAAUUCAGAUUUGCAUUUCUUAAUCUUCUGUUUCUGAUGGGAGAGAUGAAGACAGAUGUGUGCAGAACUGGAGACGGACUGACUGUUAUCAGUUCUGAGCUCAUACAGGGAGAACAUGAUCAUCAGUGUCUCUUGUACUCUGAAGAUCUCUGCUGCUCCUCUCUGAGCUCUAAUAAAGCUCAUCUGAUUAUUAGUCUA